Molecule: messenger RNA, 1581 nt
Organism: Cydia fagiglandana
Lineage: Eukaryota; Metazoa; Arthropoda; Insecta; Lepidoptera; Tortricidae
Exons: 3
Coding region: 169-1581 (470 amino acids)
Molecular function (GO): nucleic acid binding
Source: RefSeq, a predicted model, not a curated record
UUGACAGCGGCCAUUGCUUGACGCUUGUUGCAUUGUGUUUUAUAGUCGGAUGCCCUUGCGAUAUUUGUGGUGUUUUUGAGCUGUUAUUCGUUGUAAAUUUUGUGGUUUUCUGUUAAGUUUUUGUUGAACUUGUUUGUUUUGUUACGGAGUUGUGUGUUUUGCGUGAACAUGGAUGAUAACAAACCGGGAAGUAGCCGGCCUAGUUCCCUGCUUACAUUUCCUUCUCCGAAGAAAAAGAGGCCUAAAACGGGACAGCUUUCGUCAUCGGAGAAGACCGUACUUGUUAACGUUUAUAAAUACGUGGAAGAAACGUGGCCCAAGGAUAAAUACCCAUAUAAAACCGAAAUCGUUCAGAAAACGGCAGAAAUUGUUGGUGUCUCGACUCCUACUGUAUACUCUGUUUUGAAAGAAUACAAGACCCACGGUCGUGUUCAGUCUCCACCGCCACCUGCGACGAAACCAAGUUUAGUAAAUGCACUGGAUGAGAUUGAACUGGGUGGCAUUCGAAGAAAAGUGCACCAAUUUUAUUUUGCCAAUGAAAUACCAAGUAUAGACAAAAUGCUUGAUGCAGUAAACAGUGAUGAGAGUCUGCCAAACUUCUCGAGAACCUCAUUUUUUAAAGUUUUAAAAAAACUGGGGUUCAAGUACUCUAAAAGAAACCGAAAAAGUAUGUUGAUUGAUAGAAGUGAUAUAGCCUUAUGGCGUAUUAACUAUCUAAACAAAAUAGAAGAAGAACGAAAGGCAGGGAAAAAGAUUUAUUACCUGGAUGAGACCUGGGUUAACGAAGGGCACACGAAAGAAAAAGUUUGGCAAGACACAACAAUCAAGAGUACCAAAGAAGCUCAUCGCCAAGGGCUUUCUACAGGACUCAAAAAUCCAUCCGGCAAAGGAAAACGCCUCAUAUUAGGCCACAUAGGAUCUUCAACCGGCUUCUUGAAGGAGGGCGAGCUGAUCUUUUUAGCGGGCACAGAUGAUGGAGACUACCAUAAAGAAAUGAAUGGAGCAAACUUUGAAAAAUGGUUUGACGUUAUUUUAAAUAACGUUGAGCCAAAUUCAGUAAUUGUGAUGGACAAUGCACCAUACCAUUCACGCAAGCUCGAAAAAACUCCUAUUUUAAAAACAAAAAAAGCUGAAAUCCAGGAAUGGUUACGGUCCAAAAAUAUUGCUUUUGGACCUAAGGAAUAUAAGGAGCAACUCUUGAAGAGAGUGCGAAAAGUAAAAAAAAAAUACGAAAAAUAUGUUGUGGAUGAAAAAGCAAAAGAAAGGGGCAUUACUGUCAUAAGGCUCCCGCCAUACCACUGCGAGCUCAACCCUAUUGAGCUCAUUUGGGCACAGGUAAAAGGGGAGAUUGCCGCAAAAAACAAAACGUUCAAAUUGAAAGAGCUAAGAGAUUUACUACCCGAGGCACUCGGAAAUGUCACUGCUGCUAAUUGGAAAAGCUGUGAAGAUCAUACCAUAAAAGAAGAAGAAACAAUGAGAGGGUUAGACAACCAUAUCGACAACUUGACUGACAGAUUUAUAAUAAAUGUGGGGGGGGGAUUGGGAUUGGAAUCAUCAUCAUCAUCAAGUGAUUCCGAAUAA